AUGAUGGGGCGAUGGUUAGAUAGUCUAGAAAAAGCAAUAUAUGGGGUCCAUAUUCAUGAGGAAGCCCAUAUUGGGUUCACGUGUGUGCUGGGGUACACUGGUAAUGCAAGAUCUACUCUGCUUCACUCGUGUGCAUGGACUUAUCAGUUUGUAUUGGGACCAGACAACUCGUUCGAAGGACAGCAUCCUCUUGUAUCAGUGGAUGAGACGAGAAGGCAAACCAAGCAGCCAGUGCCAUUGGAUACUUCGCAACAGAGGUAA
Molecule: messenger RNA, 261 nt
Organism: Sphenostylis stenocarpa
Lineage: Eukaryota; Viridiplantae; Streptophyta; Magnoliopsida; Fabales; Fabaceae
Source: the annotation of a GenBank genome assembly